Molecule: messenger RNA, 480 nt
Organism: Polypterus senegalus (gray bichir)
Lineage: Eukaryota; Metazoa; Chordata; Cladistia; Polypteriformes; Polypteridae
Product: E3 ubiquitin/ISG15 ligase TRIM25-like
Exons: 1
Source: RefSeq, a predicted model, not a curated record
UGUCUGACUGAUUCUCUCUGCCUGCCUCUCCUCAGACUGACGAUGGCUGAAGCCCAGCUGUGUGGAUUACAAGACGAGAUCACCUGCUCGCUGUGUCUGGACACUCUGACUGACCCCGUCACCAUCCCCUGUGGUCAUAAUUUCUGUCUGAAGUGCCUCACGGACUGCUGGGAAAAGAGCCAAGAGAGCAGCUGUCCUCAGUGCAGACACACCUUCACCACAAAGCCUGAGCUGAACAGAAACACUCUGCUGAAUGAAGUCAUCAAGAAAUUAAAGAAGACGACUCUCAGUUCUCCUCCUCCUCAGAAUUAUGCCGGCCCUGGAGACGUGGAGUGUGACUUCUGUACUGGUAAGAAGUUCAGAGCGGUGAAGUCCUGUCUCACCUGCAUGGCCUCCUACUGUCAGACUCACCUGCAGCCUCACUAUGAAGUAGCGACCCUGAAGCACCACAAGCUAGCUGAUCCUGAUAGAAAUCUGAAG